AUGGCAGACCGCAGGCGAACGUGCAGGCCCGCUCCUCUGGCCAGGCUGGGCGUGCACGGCAGGUCCUGGUGUAAAGAGAAUGUGCCUUCCCAGUUUUCCACACAACAUGAAGACAGGCGGUUACAUCCCACCUUCAUGAACACCAGACGGUGGGUGUUUGUGAAAAAGGGGCUGGAUGACUUCAGGAAUGGCUGCCCUUCUUGGGAGAAUAUGAUCACUCGGGGCCUUCCGGAGCAUCCUGCCCCCCAGCGGUACAGCAGAGGUCCCCGGCCUCCCCCCAGAAGGAGGCCGAGCUACCUGCCCGAGGGUGCAGCCCUGUGUUCCAGGCUCUCGGCCGCCCAGCGGGCGCGGAAGGCCUUCCUGGAGGACAUCGAGGCCCAGCUGACCCAGCACCUCCUGGCUCCCUGCGCCGGCCUGGAGGAGAGCCUGCCUCCGGAGCUCUUAAAGAGGGUGCUGGAAGUGCUGGAUCCUGACAAGAAACUGGAGGACGCGUGGGCUCAUUGUGAGGGUGUCGAGAAAAAACCCAAGGAACCCACAAAACUGCGUGAAAAAUGUCCCACCCAAGAUCCCAAGGAACCCCCAAAACUGCUUGCAAAACGUCCCACCCGAGCCUCCCUGGAGCUUCCCAAGAAGACUCUUCGGUUGAAGAAUUCAUGCCAAUCACUUUCUAAAGAGAAGAAGCCAAUCCGAUCGCCUUCUGAAGAGAAGCCCAGUGAGAAGGAUUCGCUCCACAAGGAUGGUCCUGAUCCGUACGAAAACACCCGCAAAUCAGGAAGCACGAGGAUUGAUGAAGAGUACAUCAUGAAGCAAUUUGAGGUUAACUAUGAGAGGGAAAUCAGCCAUAAUGUGCUCCACCCGCUGAAGCUUGGCGAGAUUCCUGGGGACCUAAAGAAGGGAGAGGGGCUCAAGAAACAGCAGGAGUCAGAAUUUUUCCAGGAACUAGAGCCGGAACUGAAGAAUACUUGUAAACCAAAGCAUGUGAAGAUGCGGUAUGGAGCCUGGUAUCUGCACCCAAAACUAUGGAAAAGACAAAGAGCAGAUGAACCUUUGACUGACCCCAAGGCCUUACACAAAGACGAGAAUUUAAGAAAGGAGCAGAAGAAACAGGAGGAGGAGGAGUUUGCAAAGCUUCACGGGCCAGCUGCUUUUAGGAAUUUCAUUCUAAGGAAGGGCUACAGGAUGCCAAGUUUCCUGGAGAACAUAAAUACCAAGAAGGAAUGUAAGUGUGAUUAUAAUAAGACUCCUGGAAAAUAA
Pipistrellus nathusii (Nathusius's pipistrelle) is the source of this 1254-nucleotide messenger RNA. NCBI's taxonomy places the organism in Eukaryota, Metazoa, Chordata, Mammalia, Chiroptera, Vespertilionidae. The record is from the annotation of a GenBank genome assembly.